Cylicostephanus goldi is the source of this 384-nucleotide messenger RNA. The record is from the annotation of a GenBank genome assembly. Lineage: Eukaryota; Metazoa; Nematoda; Chromadorea; Rhabditida; Strongylidae.
AUGAUCAAUUACUACAAGCUCGGCUUUGACGCUGCUGACAUGUAUGGAAAUUCUCGGACUGGAAAAUGUCAGGCAAUUUUUAAUGGUGGCAAUCACACCGGUUCAGUUAUGGUAGAUCUGUCAGAAAUCACUAAACAACAACCAUCGUCUCUAGCAUCUCGUUCAUCAGUUCCACAUGUUGUUAGAGGAAGGUAUUUCCAUCGGGUCGACGAUGUUGUGCGACCUGCUGGAUGUGGGAACAAAACUGGAGGAACUUUCCCUUUGUUGAUCUACCCGAACAUUGUAACGAUGCUUGGUCAGACUAAGGUAGACGUAAAUGGCAUGUGUCUGAAUCCAGCUGUCACCUAUGUCCUCAUGAUCGAACAACGUCAGGUUAGCGCAUGA